Messenger RNA from Erigeron canadensis, 2727 nucleotides. Its product is annotated as putative pentatricopeptide repeat-containing protein At3g25970. Gene Ontology annotation, molecular function: RNA binding; protein binding. Bases 90 to 2192 code for a protein of 700 amino acids. The transcript is spliced from 2 exons. The record is from RefSeq and is a predicted model, not a curated record. Lineage: Eukaryota; Viridiplantae; Streptophyta; Magnoliopsida; Asterales; Asteraceae. Gene Ontology annotation, biological process: RNA modification.
AAAAUUAAAAUGAAACUUAGUUAAUGUAUCUACAUGAGCAUUUCAAUUAUAUGAAUUUUCACUAAACUAGAUUAAAUGUAAUAAAACAAAUGAAGGCCAUAACACAGACUUAUAAUAAUGUCUCUUCUUCAUUGCGUAACAUUAAUAUGACAAACCAUUCCCAGAUAAUCAAGUUGGGAACAAUCUUUGAUACCUACACUGCCAACAACUUAUUAGGGUCCUAUAUAAAGACCAGAGAUUUACCAAUUGCACUCAAGCUGUUCGACGAAAUUCCUCAAAGAGACGCCGUUUCUUGGAACUCGUUAAUCGCUGGUUACGUCAACAAUGGGGACCUUACGAGUGCAUGGGAGGUCUUAGUACGUAUGAAACGUUGUGGGUUUUGCUUUGAUGGGUACACAUUUGGUAGUAUACUAAAGGGUGUUGCUUCUAAUGAGUGUAUCUUUGCUGGUGAGCAAGUGCAUUCGUAUAUCGUUAAGACUGGGUAUGAGGAAAAUGUGUACUCGGGGAGUGCUCUUUUGGACAUGUAUGCUAAAUUUGGGAGAAUGGUGGAUGCACGUAAGUGUUUUGAUUGUAUGGAUGAGCGGAAUUCUGUGUCGUGGAAUGCUUUGAUUUCUGGGUAUGUUGAGAUUGGCGACCGUGUUAAUUGUUUAUGGUUGUUUAAGUGUAUGCAUAGAGAAGGUGUGACACUUGAUGAUGGUACAUUUUCUCCUCUUAUGACGUUGUUUGAUGCGCCUGAAUUGUAUAAAUUAACAAUGCAAGCUCAUUGCGCGAUCAUAAAACAUGGGGUGUUAUCUGAUACCUCUGUACUAAACGCCACAAUCAGUGCGUACUCUGACUGCGGGUCACUUGAAGAUGCCAGGGGGGUUUUCGAUGGUGGAGUUGGUGAGUGGGACAUUGUCUCUUGGAAUGCAAUGCUGGCAGCUUGCUUAGAACAUGAUAAACGGGCUUUUGCAUUUAAUCUGUUCUUUGAGAUGCAGAUGUUGGGAUUUGAACCAGACAUUUAUACUUACACUAGCAUGAUAAGUUCUUGUUUUGAGGAAGAAAUUAGAAAUCAGGGUCAUUCUUUACAGGCAUUGGUAAUCAAAAAAGGAGUAGCUAAUUUGACGCCAAUCUCUAAUUCAUUGAUGGCUAUGUAUAGUGGAUCUAAUGGAAUCCAUAUGGAGUAUGCAUUAAAGAUAUUUGAAAACAUGGAAUUCAAAGACCAAGUUUCGUGGAACUCGAUGUUAACAGGACUCUCACAACAUGGUUUUAGCGAGAAUGCCUUGAAACUUUUUCAGAUAAUGCAAUCUGAGAACACAGGGAUGGAUUAUUAUGCCUUUUCUGCUAUCCUUAGAUCAUGUGCCGAUUUGGCAACCCUCCAGUUGGGUCAACAAGUUCACACUUUGGCACAAAAAUCAGGUUUUGUGUCUAAUGAAUUUGUGAGCAGUUCUUUAGUAGUUAUGUACUCUAAAUGUGGGAUCAUUGAGGAUGCUAGAAGAUCCUUUGAUACUUCCUAUAGGCAGAACGCUGUUAAUUGGAACUCAAUCAUGUUUGCAUAUGCACAGCAUGGCCAAGGUCAUGUUGCACUGGAUCUUUUCUCUCAAAUGAGAGAAAGUAAAGUGAAACUUGACCAUAUAACUUUUGUUGCAGUUCUAACAGCAUGCAGCCAUAUUGGUUUAGUUGAAGAAGGAUAUAACUUUUUAAAAUAUAUGCAAUCUGAUUAUGGAGUUUCACCUCGAAUGGAACAUUAUGCUUGUGUGGUUGACCUGCUUGGAAGGGCUGGAUGCCUUAAAGAAGCAAAAAAGUUAGUUAAAGAUAUGCCAUUAAAACCUAAUGCAAUGGUGUGGAAGACUCUAUUGGGGGCUUGUAGAUUAUGUGGUGAUGUUGAAUCAGCAAUGGAAGUGGCAAACUUUUUAUUGGAAACGGAACCUUAUGAACACUGCACUUAUGUUCUUUUAUGUGACUUGUAUGGACAUCUCAGGCGGUGGGAUGAAAUUGCUGUUUUAAAGAGAACGAUGAAAGAGAAGGGGGUCAAGAAAGUACCAGGUUGGAGCUGGAUAGAGGUCCACAACCAGCUGCAUGCCUUUAGUGCUGAUGGCCAUUCCCAUGCAAGAAACCAAGAGAUAGACCAAAUGCUGAGAAAUUUAACAGACGAUAUUGCAAAUUUGGAAAUUUCCUAUGAUUUUAAAACUUUUUUGGAUGAUUGGGAUUGAGUACUAAAGAUUCGGUUACCGUGUGCUUCAAGAUGAAGAUUCAUAUUCUACAGUUCACUACUAGUGUUUUCUAGAUCUUCAUCAGGUCAUUGACCUGUGAAAUGUCAAUUGGUGGAGUGUUAUGGGCUGUAUUAAGAUAUAGGAUGCAUCUAGCAGCAGCACUACAUCAACCUUUCCGGUUAGAGGAUAUGGGCAAAUAUGUGAAAGAGGAUCAAGGCAAGCUUAAAUAUUUUAAUGCUUAUGAAUUCAAGUAGUGAUGGUAACCAUCACUUGGUGGUUAAGUUGAUUCAUGAUGGGCAUAAAAUAUGCAUAAAACUUGAUAGUGGAUGCAGUUUAUUGGAGAUUAAGGGGUUGGCACUGCCUUCCACCAUUAGGUUGAGUUUGUUUUGAUAUGUACUUCUUGGAGAUCCGUAUAUAAACAUAUAUUUUAUAUAAUUUGAUAAGAAUUAAGCCACUAUUAUCUGACUAAACUAUAGUUUAUAGCAAUAUUAAAACCAGUGGUGAUACAAUUUAUAUGCAUUUUUAGCCUUCUAAG